Molecule: messenger RNA, 4598 nt
Organism: Diorhabda carinulata
Lineage: Eukaryota; Metazoa; Arthropoda; Insecta; Coleoptera; Chrysomelidae
Product: cytochrome P450 4d8-like
Exons: 9
Coding region: 179-1681 (500 amino acids)
Molecular function (GO): oxidoreductase activity, acting on paired donors, with incorporation or reduction of molecular oxygen; iron ion binding; monooxygenase activity
Source: RefSeq, a predicted model, not a curated record
ACUGCAGAUAAGUAAAGGAAACUAAGUACACGAACAAUAUAAACACUUGCUUUGAAAGCAAGUAUAUUAGUAUAUUGACAAACAACAAACCUAGGGGAACAGUUAAAUAUUAAAUCAUUAGUGAUUAGUUUAGUGAACAACUGAACAUCGAAUUUAUACCAUAGGAUACUCACGAAGAAUGGCGUUAUUCUUGAUAUUGAUUGGAAGUACGACAAUAUCCUUAUUUAUUUAUAUGUGGAUAAAAAUUACUAGGCUGAGAAAAAAAUUGAAAUGGAUACCAGAAACUCCAAAAUUACCAAUUUUUGGUAAUAUUUUUGAUUUCAAGAAACCUACAGAAUUGCUGAACGUGUUCGGUCGUUACCUCAAUUCAUAUGAUGGACUCUGUUCAAUCGAAUUAUUAACUCAAAAAAUAGUACUUUGCACAGAUCCUGAGAUGAUGAAAUUCAUUCUAAGUACAACUGAAAUUUUGAAUAAGAGCGAGCACUACAAAUUACUGUCGAACUGGUUAGAACAAGGACUUUUAACAUCUGAUGGUGAGAAAUGGAAAAAAACUAGAAAAAUAUUGAAUCCGUCAUUCCAUUUUUCUUUUUUGACAACAUUUAUUGAUAUUUUCGAGAAAAAUAGUAGACGUCUAGUUGAAUUAUUGGACAAAGAAACUACAAAUGAUAGCGUAGAUGUUUUACCCUAUCUCACAAUGAGUUCGCUAGAUGUUAUAUGUGAAGCAGCAAUGGGUACUUCAAUCAAUGCUCAAAAUAAUCCAAAAUCAGAUUACGUUAGUGCUGUACGAGAAAUGUGCAGAUUUUUGAUGGAGAGAGCAUUUUCUCCAAUAAAAAUGUUUGAUAUAACCUAUUGUUUAACACCUGAUUAUUAUAAAGAAUUGAAAUGUGUCAAAUUCCUCCAUUCCUAUGCUAUGGAUAUUAUAAAUUCAAGACAGCAAAAGAUGAAACUCAGAAGAGAAGAGAAGGUGCAAAUUGAUAAUGACAUGGGAAUAAAGAGGAGAAAAGUAUUUUUAGAUUUAUUAUUAGAAGCCAAUAUAGAUGGUAAACCUCUUACCGAUAGAGAAAUUAGACAAGAAGUUGAUACAUUUAUUUUUGCGGGAUAUGAUACAACGGCUCUAGCUAUUGGUUUCACCCUAUAUUCUCUAUCAAUUCAUAGAGAUAUACAGGAAAAAGCAGUAGAAGAGCAAAAACAAAUUUUUGGCAAUGACAGGAAUAGGAUCAGUACAAUCCGUGAUUUACAGGAAAUGAAGUAUUUGGAACUAAUAAUAAAAGAAUCUUUGAGACUAUACCCCCCGGUAGCAUUUAUUGCUCGAACAGCUGAUAGAGACAUCGAAUAUAAAGAUGGAAAUAUAAUACCAAAUGGUACAACGGUCCUCAUAUUGAUAUAUUGGAUCAAUAGGAACCCGAAGUAUUUUCCAUGUCCUGAUAAAUUUGAUCCUAGUAGAUUCGAGGAUAUUUCUAAUUUACCUCCUUAUACAUAUGUACCCUUCAGUGCUGGCCCCAGAAAUUGUAUAGGUCAAAAGUUUGCUUGGCUAGAAAUGAAAUCAGUAAUAUCCAAGAUACUGAGAAACUACGUGAUUCUGUCAAGUGGCCACAAAAUGAACUUAAUAGCAGAAACUUUUCUGAAGUCUUCUAAUGGCAUGAGAGUGAAGCUCCGAAAAAGGGUCUGGAAUAAUAUAUAGUUAGGUGCUAUUUUAAAGCGGUAGUCACAACAAAAUCUAUUCAAAAUGAAAGGGCUAUGAACCAAUAAAUAUUGGAAAACAAUUGCUCUAUAAAUUCUAAAUUCUAAAUUCUUUUAUAGCUAAGUAUUGACAUAUGAAUGUGAAUAAUUACAAAAAAUUGUAAAAUUGAAUUAAUAAAGAAUUUCAAGGUCGGUGGCUACGUUUGUAAGAAGGUAAGUACCAGUUGUCAAAUUUGGUGGCACAUACAUUUUUAAAAGGUUUGUAUCUAUUGGUGAAACAAAUUUUAAAAGAGUGAUAAGAUCUGAGUUGUUUCUGAUCCAAUGGAAAUUGGGCUAUAUGAGAAAAAGAAAUAAGUUGAAUAAAAAUUUGGCUGAAUAUUGAAUAUAAGAAACUGUUCCAUUGUAAGUACAUUGUGUUCUUGAAAAAAAAAACACCAAAAUUAUUUGUUUAUAAGCCGAAUAACUUUUUUCAUAGAUUUUUCAUUUGGAAUAUUUCAUAGUAAAAUUAGGUUUCUCAAAUUGUAUGGGAAGGGCCUAAUUUUCAACAGAUAACCUAUUGUAGUUAAUCUUCAUUCUGAAGACAAUAGUUAGAAAUCAGAUGUGGUUCCUAUAAAAGUAGUUCAAUCAUUGAAUUAUUUGCUUAAUUAGAUUAUCUAUUAUUUUUAACUGAAGAAACCCUGAAUAAAUUUUUACAAAGUUAUAAAUACGAGUAAAUAUUCACUGAGAUUCUGCCUCACUGUCAUCACUAGAGAAAGAAACGAUUAUCGGUUCUAUGAGAUCAUCCACAAUCCUAUCCAAAUUAUGCCAGUGGAAGUUUGUCACUUUCUUCAAGGCUUGCAUUGGAGAAUCCUUCACAUCUUAUAGUUUAAAAUUAGUAUUUUUGGCUACCACUUCACUUGAGCCUAAAUAAUUUCUAUAGGGCUCAAUUCACAAUGAUAUGGUGGCAACCUAAGUACAAUUUAUUAUUUUGUUGUGUCAUUUCAUCAGUAACAAAUGAAUUAAAUUCAUCUUUAUCAUGUUUUAUAAGAUAUUCAAGUUCAGAUCCUAAUAUGAAAUUGUAAAUAUAAAAGUUAUAAAGUAAAUACUUAGAUUAUCAUAAUUUUUGCUUUUUUUUCUUAAUGUAGAUAUUUUUGGACCCUUUUCCACCCUAAAGCUGUGGUACGAUUGAUUGUCCAUUAUAAUUAAAGCACCGUCUAGCUAUUCUUUUGAAAAAUCCAGAAAAAAAGUUUUAGCAACUUCAUGCUAAGAUCGUGGAUUAUGGAUUAUUAAAGUUUGCCUUUUCCAGAUGGAUUUGUCAAACCUACGGACAAAGAAAAGCAUCUUUUUUAUCUUGAAAAGAUAUAUGUAUCCAUAUUUUGGAGUUUGUACGUCUUUCAUCAAUGUAAUAAAUAAAUGCGUCUCUGUUCUUUCCUGUACUGUUUGAUGGAUCUUUCGUUUGAUGGUGUUGUCUUCUCCAUCUCACAAUAUCGUUGCGUUCAAUUAAAAUCUCUUUUAUAACUUUAUAUAAUGAUGAACUAGUAAUUUGUGGUAAAUCAUUUUUUUCAUUUCAGUUCCAAAUUUAUUCAAACUAGGUGUUUCAUUCCAAAGCAAGAACUAUUACCAAUGCGUCCAAUUAUAUUUAUUGUUGCUUCGCUUUCAACAAUUCCUGGAUGAACUAUUUUUUCAAUGGCUAGAAGAGACAAUUAUGUCAAUGUUUCUAUAUUCAUUAAUAGUACGAUACACAGUCAAUUUAGCAACAAUAAAAUUUUUAUCUGUUAAUUUCAUAGGAAAUUUCUAUUUUCGAUAACUUAUUCAACGUUUCUACAAUUUUUAACACCUUUGUCUGGGGUUCAUCAUCUGAGAUUUUUUCAUACAAAUUCACAAUGUUUUGCUUCUCUGUAGACGAUUAGUGGCCUGAAAUCACAGAGCUUUUUUGAGAGGCGAAUUAUGUCUGCUUGUAGUUGGAAUAUUUUCAAAUUAGUCCUAGCAAAACUGUUUUCAUAUUUUGAGAAAACAAUAACAAGAACGCGAGAAAGAAUAUUGACAUACACUUCUAUAGACAAAAGAUAGAAACUUUUGCAUUCCUUGUAGAUUUAAAAAAAAGUAACAACUAUGAAAUUUGUAUCCGUAAAUUUCAUACGAAGGUGCUAUUUUCGAUAACUCAUUCAACGUCCCUACAAUUUCUAACACAAUGGUAUUUACCUGUGUCAUUGGUUCAUUAUCUGACAUUUGUUCAUACAAACUCACCAAGUUUACUUCUCUGUAGACGAUACAUGGCCUGAAAUUAUAGAGCUUUUUCUAGAGAGUCGAAUGACGUUUGCUAGUAGUUGGAAUAUUAUCUAAGUCCAUUCUCAAAUUAGUUCAGACAAGAACGGUUUUCAUAUUCUGAAAAAACAAUAACAAGAACGGAAGUAAGAACAUUGACAUAUACUUCUAUAGAAAAAAGGUACAAAUUCUAGUAAAUUUGAAUAAAAUACAGUUCCAAUAGGUCACUAGUUUAAUAUUGAUGUUGCCAAGUCAACUUGCUCAGUUGUGCUUUCGCUUGUAUCAAGCAUGGAUUACUGCAUCCCAUUUGGUUACUAUUGACUAGGCUACAUAACGUGGUAAUUUCCAUUACAACAAAAUAUCCGGUCAGUUAUCCUAAUUUAUCAUCUUCAGACUAAUUUCUGGAGUUAUCUAUGAAAUACAGUAAGUACAAGAUACAAUCUCAUAAUUAAAAUGAACUGAAAAUUAUAACAAAUUGCAUAAUUUCAUAUCAGUCUCCAAUAUUCGACUUAGGUAGUAUCAAACAGUAAAGGAGAGACAAAUUUAUCAAGUUGCAUUUGAUUGUGAAAUUAUUUUUCUGUUUUAAUGAUGUUUGAAAUAAAAAAACUUCCCGUAAAUUAUUUUUAUCCAUAAAUGUAUAAAACAUGAAGUUAGAAGUAUGCGUUUUUGACAGU